AUUCAAUUUAAGUUUUACGCCGCGCUCGGAAGGAUCGUCGGUCCGUCGGUCAAACUCAUCCGCCGUAUCGUGCAUCGUAGCUACUGUUGUAGCAGAGAAUUGUACUCAGAUCAGCAGUUUUACAAUCAGUGUCAUUCUGUUCUAUGAGUGAAAAGUUGCUUCUCUAGAAAAUCCCCCUUCCAGGAAAUUGUGUCCAUAGUUUGUGUAAAAGUUUUACAACCACCAGCCAGCAGCUGAAGAAAAUAAUCCAAGAACGAGUUGUAAUCUUCCGGUUUUGCCUGUUUGAAGGACAUUCGAAAGAGUGCUGGUGCUAUUGUAGUUUCGCAAGGACCCGCGAGUGUAGUGUGCUGUGCAUUUGCCAAAAAGAUGGCAAAGUUUCCUGCAAUGUUGGCGAUUUGUGCAAUCGUUUGCGGUUUAGUCACGCUCGGCAGCGGACACACGUACAAAACUGGAGAAUGCCCCACGGUGGAACCGUUGAGUGGCUUCAACAUGCAGCAGUUCCUAGGCGUGUGGUACGUGAUCCAGAAGACGGGCACCUCGUCCAGUUGCGUCAUCUACAAUGUCACCAAGACGGACGAACCGGGCGAGUACGACAUCGAACAGGUAUCCCAGCGGAACCCGCUCUCCGUCGGGCCGCUCAAGCACGAGUACAGCUACACCGGCAAGCUGACCGUGACCGAUAAGGACGUCCCGGCUCGGAUGACAGUUCGGUUCCCGUUGAGUGUGGCUGGUUCGGCUAAGUUUGUCGUGUUCAUGAGCGAUUACAGCACCUUUGCCGGAGUGUAUUCGUGCCAGAAGAUUCCAUUCGGACAUCGUCAGAGUGCCACUAUCCUGUCGAGAACUCGCGAUUUGGACAAAAUCUACGUUGAUAAGAUCCGCAACCGCCUGUCCGGCUUUUCGGUCGAUCCGUUUGACCUGAGCAUCAUCGACCAAACCGGAUGCCCCAAGGAGGGCGAAGCCGGCUUCAACAUCCACAUCGACUCGAACACCUUCUCGACGAAGAACAUUGCCAACGUGUUCCGCAAGGCCGGCGAAAAGAUCGGCGAUGGGUUCGAGUAUGCCGUCAACGCGGGCAAAAAGAUUUACCACCAGUACACGGACUCGGGCAGCAGCAGCGAACAUGGCGGCAGCCCCAGCGGCGGCGGUCAUCGGGUAGAAAAACUCACCAUGCCCCAGAAUCCCGAUGCCGAGUGGCUUCCGUAAGCGUACCCGAACACCGGAAACCGGACUCCUCCUCUGGUGUAGUAGUAGUAGGUAGUAACCCUUUGCUCUGCUCGGAAUGUCGAAGGUCAACCGUUGUGCUUCCAAUCACAGUGCAGUGUGCGGCGUGGCAGGAGCGGUUGUGUUGAAAGACUAUACUAUUGAAUUUCCACUCAGUUAUAUUCGGAUUGAAACGUUGAAAUAAAUGCUUUUUGCGGGGUUAGCUCA
Messenger RNA from Aedes albopictus (Asian tiger mosquito), 1428 nucleotides. RefSeq names its product apolipoprotein D-like. The transcript has 5 exons. Gene Ontology annotation, cellular component: cytoplasm. Gene Ontology annotation, molecular function: lipid binding. NCBI's taxonomy places the organism in Eukaryota, Metazoa, Arthropoda, Insecta, Diptera, Culicidae. The record is from RefSeq and is a predicted model, not a curated record. Gene Ontology annotation, biological process: brain development; lipid transport; lipid metabolic process. Bases 367 to 1203 code for a protein of 278 amino acids.